AUGACAAGUAAUCUCAAUGCAAACUCAACUACAACAAUUGCAUCACCGAACUGUCCGCCACCACCGCCUUCCGUGUGCUCACCGAAUCAAGUGGAAUCACCAGAAGAUAUACCGGUUCCCGACCCGUCACAAACUGCCAUCGCUAAUAAUAGUAAUAUUGAGCAGCAGCAGUACAAUAACACUGCCAAACAACACUUUUGA
This is a messenger RNA of Anisakis simplex (herring worm), 201 nucleotides long. Lineage: Eukaryota; Metazoa; Nematoda; Chromadorea; Rhabditida; Anisakidae. The record is from the annotation of a GenBank genome assembly.